Molecule: messenger RNA, 3086 nt
Organism: Pygocentrus nattereri (red-bellied piranha)
Lineage: Eukaryota; Metazoa; Chordata; Actinopteri; Characiformes; Serrasalmidae
Gene: pkp1b
Product: plakophilin 1b
Exons: 13
Coding region: 413-2341 (642 amino acids)
Biological process (GO): cell-cell adhesion; intermediate filament bundle assembly; cell-cell junction assembly
Cellular component (GO): adherens junction; plasma membrane; cytoplasm
Molecular function (GO): cadherin binding
Source: RefSeq, a predicted model, not a curated record
AUAAAAUAAUUGUCGUAUCGCUCACCCCUAGUGAAAGUUAAGUGAUAAGCCAAAGGUCACUGUAACUUAAGCUAUAACUUUUAAGCAGAAUAGACAGAGCCCUGUGUUUGGUCUGCUCAGUAUGACGGAAGGCCGUGCAUGAAUAUCUUCACAUUGGAUUUUUUAAGCUUAGGUUUAAGGUUUCAAGCUUACAUGCUAUUGAUUUAGAGGGUGGUAAAAAUAUAUAGUAAAUAUUCUAGUUUAAUACUGAGUGUCUUGAAAGGCUGGACGUUUCUGAUGUUAGUCUGUCAGCUGUUAGCUGGACGGCGAAGUUUGAGAAGUUAUAGCAGGUCCCCAGAGUGACAGUGUGUUUUACGAGUACAAGUUCUUCCCUGGGACACUAAAUGGAUCAGCUAUUAUUAAUGAAAACUCCAUGGCUAAUGGACAUGCUAAAGUGGGGAAGCAGAGUCAAAAUGUCAUCCACAGGACCAUCAGCACCAGGACCUCAAAUUCUCAGAGGAACUUAAGCAGCUCCAUGUUCCCCUGCAGCCCCCCUGCCGCAAGCCAGCCCCGAGUCGUUCCGGACGGCUAUACAGCCAGCCGCAGCCUGGAAAUGGUCCCUUCUGGCAACACUGCCAGUGCCCGCUGGAGCCAAACCAACAAACACACAAGCAAAGUGGAAAGAAAGCCAAGCCACCCUCUCCUCAACGGCACUCAAAUCAUAGGAAAUAAUACAGUUAAUAGAAACAGUACUAUUAAUACUAUUAAUUUGGUCUCUGGCAGUCAGACUGUCAACAGGCGGCCACCUUCCAGCCACUCUAACCCAGAAGUUAAGGCGUCAGUAACUGCUAGGAGCAAGAGUGAGAGUAAUGGGGUGAAUGCAGAGGCGCGCUCAACUGAACUCACAUUACCAGAGGCGAUGGACUGUCUCUUCAGCCAAGAUGAGAAUUAUCAGCUAUUUGGCGCUUCUUUCAUUCAGCACAGCACCUUCACAGAUGACAAAGCCAAGCAGGAGGUGCUAAAGAUGAAGGGCAUCGCUCCUUUGGUGUCCCUGAUGAGCAGCCCCAACCCUCGGAUCCAGCAGACAGCGGCAUCUGCCUUACGAAACCUGGUCUUUAAAAACCAGGCCAACAAGGAGGAAGUUCAGCGCUGUGGAGGAAUCACACAGGCCGUGCAACUGCUUAAACACACAGACUCAGCCGAGACACAAAAACAUGUGGCUGGUCUCCUGUGGAACCUUUCCUCAGUGGAUAGUCUGAAGCCUGAGCUUCUCCGCAGUGCUCUGCCCGUUCUCACAGAAACCAUCCUGGAGCCGUUUGCAGCCUCCGCAGACCACACUGCCAACCCUGAUCUGGACCCUGAGAGCUUCUAUAAUGCCACAGGGUGUCUGCGAAAUCUGAGCUCAGGUAAACCAGCAAGCAGGCAAGCCAUGCGCAACUGUAAGGGCCUGGUGGACUCACUGGUCAGCUACGUACAGAACUGUGCGGACUCAUGCAACCACAAUGAUAAGUCUGUGGAGAACUGUGUGUGUAUUCUGCACAACCUCACAUACCAGCUGGAGAGUGAGGCGCCUGCCGUCUUCAGCAAGAUGAACGCCCUGGCAGGAUAUGCUAACCGCCGCACAAACACCACAGACACCGGCCCCAUAGGCUGCUUCAGCAGCCAGAGCCGCAAGAUCCAGCAAGAGAACUUUGACUAUCCAGUGAUGGAGGAUAACAACCCCAAAGGCCAGAGUUGGCUCAUCCACUCGCGAGCCCUACAGUCAUACCUGUCUUUGCUGGGUUCCAGUGAGAGAGAGAUCACUCAGGAGGCGUGCUGCGGAGCUCUGCAUAACCUCACUGCCAACAAGGGCGUUGUGUCGGAUGUGUUGAGUCAGACCAUCGUUCAGAAGCUAAAUGGUCUCCAGCACAUCUCUCCCCUGCUGCAGUCCUCCAACCCCAAUGUGAGGGGCAGUGUCACUUCACUGCUGGGCAACCUCUCCCGAACCCCUCGUCUGCAAAGCAUUGUGGCUCGUCAGGCUCUUCCACAGCUCGUCCGUACCCUGACCCCUGCUGCCAUAAAUGAUCUUUCUCCCGAAUCAGACAGCACCAUAGCAACCACCUGCAACACUAUAAACAACCUCCUGAGGGUGGAGCCUGAGAUGUCGAAGCAGUUGCUGGGUAACCCCUUGAUCAACUCGUUGAAUGACAUUAGUCAAAACAUAGCUUUGCCCAAAGCCAGUAAGGCAGCUGGAGUUCUCCUACACAGUCUCUGGUCAGAGAAGAACAUUCAGAGCUUCCUCAAGAAGCAAGGGAUGAAUAAGAGGUCAUUUGUGAAUGAGGUAACUUCAGCUGCUCUCAGGUCUGUUCAAGUUAUCGAAUGAAACGAUCAUCUGGGGCAAGGGGCUUCCAAGAAUUCCUGCUGUAUACCGCUUCACACACUGCAUAACAGCCAAUGCAAUGAAUGGUGUAUUUUUUUGGAGCAAAGCCACAAGUAAAACAUGUAAAUUUGCUUUAAACCAGUUUUAAAAGUAAAGCGCAGUGUAUGAAAAAGAGAAUGUUGAUGUGCUUCACAGGUCUAGGUUUGCACAGAAGUGGUAAUGUUUUCUAUUACUGACUUUCUAAUGUCAUGCUGAAUUUAGUUUUGGUUUGCUUAUGCAUGAAAGUGGUUCGAUGAGAGGACAUAAUGUUUAGUUGAUUUUUAUAAAGCAGUUUUCCUUUUUAAUCAUAAAACCGUUUUUCUUUUUGAAUAAUUGCAAUUUUAACACCAUAUGGUUCUAAUAUCAUUAGAAACACUAAACUGUUGGCCUGGAAGGGGAGCAUUUUUACUGCAAUUUGUUCACUGUUUUUGUUUUGGAUAUUAAGGACUUCUGUGUAUGUGGAGAAAUAUAAAACAAUAUUUGGGUUUUGGCUCCUGCUGACCUGUUAAGGUUAGCAUUAGGGUGAGGUAUCAUAAGACAUCUAGUUAUUAUUGUUGUUAUUAUUUGCCUUUCAUUAUUCUUUGUCUUAUGCUUUCACACUGCCUUGCUGUUUAAAGUGGAGUUUCAGUUGCAGUCUCAUGUGUCAGUGUUUCAGCUCUCAAGCAUUUAUUUGUUCAGCAGAAACCAAAUAAAGUUUUCUGAAAAGCUA